Molecule: messenger RNA, 3836 nt
Organism: Fomitopsis serialis
Lineage: Eukaryota; Fungi; Basidiomycota; Agaricomycetes; Polyporales; Fomitopsidaceae
Product: citrate synthase-like protein
Exons: 8
Coding region: 216-3677 (1153 amino acids)
Biological process (GO): fatty acid biosynthetic process; tricarboxylic acid cycle; acetyl-CoA biosynthetic process
Cellular component (GO): cytosol
Molecular function (GO): ATP citrate synthase activity
Source: RefSeq, a predicted model, not a curated record
AGCGGCGAGACGAUCGCACUGGCCAAUGGGGGCGCAGAACGGCCGUGGCGAGAUGGAGCGUGCGAAACUUGGGGGUGCCAUUCCCCAUUUUCGAAUAUUGAGCAGCAAAGUGAGGCGACUGUCCCAGCGAUAAAUACCCUCCGCUCAGCCUGCUCAUCGCGCCCUCCCCUUUCCUCAUCCUCCCUCUAGUCUCUGUCACGACUUGCUAGCCCGCCAUGUCUUCAAAAGCCAUCCGCGAGUACGACGCGAAGCUCUUGCUGGCCUACUGGCUCGAGCGCGCACCCGCCGUAGACCCCUCUUGGCAGCUGGGCACCAAGUUCGCCUUCCCCGCCCCCAAGGUCGCCCAGGUCUCGUGGGACCCCGAGACGAACGCCAUCACGCCCGACACGCAGCUCCCGAGCUGGGUGUUCACCACAAAACUCGUAGCAAAGCCCGACCAGCUCAUCAAGCGACGAGGCAAGGCGGGCCUCCUUGCGCUCAACAAGUCCUGGGACGAGGCCAAGGAGUGGAUUCAGGCCCGCGCAGGAAAGCCGCAGAAGGUCGAGUCCAUCACGGGCACGCUCAACAACUUCAUCGUCGAACCGUUCCUCCCCCACCCCUCCAACACCGAGUACUACGUCUGCAUCAAUUCUGACCGCGAUGGCGACAACAUCCUCUUCACGCACGAAGGCGGUGUCGACAUCGGCGACGUCGACGCGAAGGCCCUGACCCUCCACAUCCGCGUGAACGCACCCGUGCCCGACCGCAAGACGAUCGCGGACACCCUCCUGAGGCACGUCCCGGCGGCGAAGAAGGAGACCCUCGUCGACUUCCUCGUCCGCCUCUACUCCGUCUACGUCGACCUCCACUUUGCGUACCUCGAGAUCAACCCGCUCAUCUGCCUGGACGCCGUCGAUGGCGGCCAGCCGACCAUCUACUACCUUGACAUGGCCGCGAAGCUCGACCAGACCGCCGAGUCGAUCUGCGGACCCAAGUGGGCGAUUGCCCGCGACUUGUCCGUGUACGAGCCCGGCACGCAGGCGACGACCUCGAAGGGCAAGACUGUUUCUGCUGACCGCGGCCCGCCGAUGGUCUGGCCCGCUCCCUUCGGUCGUGACCUCACCAAGGAGGAGGCGUACAUUCAGAAGCUGGACGCGUCCACCGGUGCCUCACUUAAGCUCACCGUCCUCAACGCCGAGGGCCGCAUCUGGACGAUGGUCGCCGGUGGCGGUGCCUCCGUGGUCUACUCCGACGCCAUCGCUGCGCACGGCUUCGCACACGAGCUCGCGAACUAUGGCGAGUAUUCCGGCGCGCCGUCCGAGGGCCAGACGUACGAGUACGCGAAGACGAUUAUCGACCUCAUGACGCGCGGGGCGGUCAACCCUGACGGCAAGAUCCUCAUCAUUGGUGGUGGUAUCGCGAACUUCACGAACGUCGCCGCGACGUUCAAGGGCAUCAUCCGCGCGCUGAAGGAGUUCAAGUCGCCGCUCAUCGCGCACAGUGUCAAGAUCUACGUCCGCCGUGGUGGCCCGAACUACCAGGAGGGUCUGAAGGCCAUGCGCCUCCUCGGAGAGUCCCUUGGUGUCCCCAUCAAGGUGUAUGGCCCCGACACACACAUCACCGAGAUCGUUCCCCUCGCACUCGGCAUCGCCGGCAAGCCCAAGAACCCUGUCCACUCGAUCGCCGCUACGCCCGUCGGCCCGCCCUCGCCCACCAUCAAGGCCAGCGCCGAGCCCAUCGCCGCCAUCGGGUCGAUUGGCCCCGACGGCGAGCGCUCGCAGCCGAACGACCAGAUCGUGCGCUUCGACAACGUCGAGUCGAAAGGCGCGCGGCCCACCUUCCGGCCGUUCGACGACCGCACGCGCGCGUUCGUGUAUGGCCUCCAGCCGCGCGCGAUCCAGGGGAUGCUCGACUUUGACUACUCAUGUGGGCGCGAGGCACCGUCGGUCGCGGCGAUGAUCUACCCGUUCGGCGGGCACCACAUCCAGAAGUUCUAUUGGGGCACGCGGGAGACGCUGCUGCCCGUGUACACGAGCGUGGAGGAGGCGGUGGGCAAGCAUCCCGACGCGGACGUGGUCGUGAACUUUGCGAGCUCAAGGAGUGUGUAUUCGAGCACGCUGGAGAUCUUCCAGUUCCCCCAGAUCAAGGCAAUCGCGCUGAUUGCGGAGGGUGUGCCUGAGCGCCAUGCCCGCGAGAUUUUGAGCACGGCGAAAGCGAAGGGUGUCCUCAUCAUUGGGCCUGCGACGGUUGGUGGUAUCAAGCCGGGUUGCUUCCGUAUUGGUAACUCCGGAGGUAUGAUGGACAACAUCAUCGCGUCGAAGCUCUACCGCGCCGGCUCCGUUGGCUACGUCUCCAAGUCGGGCGGUAUGUCGAACGAGCUGAACAACAUCCUUUCACUCGUCACGAACGGCACAUACGAGGGUAUCGCCAUCGGUGGUGACCGCUACCCGGGCUCAACGUUCAUCGACCACCUGCUCCGCUACGAGCAGGACCCCGACUGCAAGAUGCUCGUCCUGCUCGGCGAGGUCGGCGGCGUGGAGGAGUACCGCGUGAUCGAGGCUGUGAAGAAGGGUGUGAUUCGCAAGCCGAUCGUCGCGUGGGCGAUCGGGACGUGCGCGAAGAUGUUCACGACGGAGGUGCAGUUCGGGCACGCGGGCUCGAUGGCGAACUCGGACAUGGAGACGGCGGACGCGAAGAACCGCGCGAUGCGCGCGGCGGGCUUCAUCGUGCCCGAGACGUUCGAGGACCUCCCCGCGGUGCUGAAGGAGACGUAUGAGCGCCUCGUGGCGGGCGGCGCGAUCGUGCCCAGGCAGGAGCGCGAGCCGCCGGUCAUCCCGAUGGACUACAAGUGGGCGCAGGAGCUGGGCUUGAUCAGGAAGCCGGCGGCGUUCAUCUCGACGAUCUCGGACGAGCGCGGGCAGGAGCUGCUCUACGCGGGUAUGCGUAUCUCGGACGUGUUCAAGGAGGAUAUUGGACUCGGCGGUGUCGUCUCGCUGCUUUGGUUCAAGCGCCGUCUCCCGCCAUGGGCGACGAAGUUCAUCGAGAUGGUGCUUAUGCUCACUGCUGACCACGGUCCGGCCGUGUCCGGUGCGAUGAACACUAUUGUCGCGACGCGUGCGGGCAAGGACCUCAUCUCCUCGCUUGCAUCUGGUCUCCUCACUAUCGGUAGCCGCUUCGGUGGUGCCCUCGAUGAGGCCGCGUCGAUGUUCUCGGGUGCGCGGGACACUGGUCUCACGCCGCGUGAGUUCGUUGACCAGUGCCGCAAGCAGAACAAGCUCAUCAGCGGUAUCGGCCACAAGAUCAAGAGCGUAAACAACCCUGAUCUGCGUGUCGAGCUCGUGAAGGAGUACGUAACGAAGCACUUCCCGAGCCAUAGCUUGCUCGACUACGCGCUCGCCGUCGAGAAGGUCACAACGUCCAAGAAGGACACGCUCAUCCUGAACGUCGACGGUUGCAUUGCAGUAUGCUUCGUGGACCUCCUUCGGGACAGCGGCGCGUUCACGCCUGAGGAGGCAGACGAGUACAUCAAGAUCGGCACGCUGAACGGGCUGUUCGUCCUCGGGCGCAGCAUCGGGUUCAUCGGCCACCACCUCGACCAGAAGCGCCUCCGCGCGCCGCUGUACCGUCACCCCGCCGACGACAUCUUCAUCAACAUGGCUGACCUGUCGCAGCCGCGCGUGCUUGGCAAGAUGGCGUGAGGUGUUGGUGGGGAGAGGCGAUCUCGUGUCGUGUAGGUGCGGGUGCUUUUUGGGUACGGGCGGACUGGAGUGGGGUCGCGGUGUUGUACAUCUAACGCGCUUUCGUAGUUAUAGCUGCAUGUGUAAAGAUUAAUGAUGCAUCAUAGACGUUUUAUCCUC